AGGACAAAAAAUCUGGCAAUAACCUCAUUCCACACUAUACUAUACAAUUUGAUAGUUGCUACGCCAUUUUGGAUUGGAUUUAUUUGUUGAUUAAUAGAAGACUAUCAUAAACAUAAGAUGGGCCGCAAGAAGAAGAAGCAGAUGAAACCCUGGUGUUGGUAUUGCAACAGAGAAUUUGACGAUGAAAAAAUACUUAUUCAACAUCAAAAGGCAAAACACUUUAAAUGUCAUAUUUGUUAUAAAAAAUUGUACACAGGUCCUGGCUUGGCCAUUCAUUGCAUGCAGGUUCAUAAGGAAAAGAUUGACAAAGUGCCAAACAGUCUUCCAGGGAGAAACAACACAGAAAUAGAAAUAUAUGGCAUGGAAGGUAUUCCAGAAGAAGAUGUUAAAGCACAUGAAAAAAACAAGAACAAAAAAUUAGCAGAAACAAACAGUGAGCUAGACUCAGGUGAUGACAGCAACAGUAACCCUCCAACCUCGAUGAGUGCUACGCCAAUGAUGAAUGGCAUGCCUAUGGCAUCUAUACCACAGCCUAUGCCAUUUGCACCAGGCAUGCCAUCAAUGCCAAACCCAAUGAUGCCUGGCCCCAUGGGAGGUCCUAUGAUGAAUCCCAUGGGAGGAAUGCCUGGACCAAUGAUGGGAGGACCUAUGGGUGGAAUGGCACCUAUGGGCCCCAUGGGGAUGGGUGGACCUAUGAUGAGGCCUGGUAUGAAUAAUAUGGGGCCAAUGAAUAAUAUGAAUGGAAUGAACAUGCAGCGGCCGCCAAUGCCAAAUCCCAACAGACCCUUGUUUCCAGCUGCAGCUCAGUCAUCAACUUCUGCAUCCUCUUCCUCAAUGGGAACAGUUCGACCAACAUUCCCAGCAGCAGCAACAGUAGUGUCUGGUUCCAGUAACUCUGCCACUAUUACUGGAGCACCAACUAUAAAAAAACCAGAAUCCACCUCAGGUUUGACUUCUAAGUUAGUCCACCCUGAUGAGGAUAUCUCACUGGAAGAACUGCGAGCUAACAUGCCCAAGUAUCUAAAGUCUGUUCCAAUGGCAGAUUCAAAUAUUGCUGGAAGUCCAAUAGCAGGUUCACCAUUGGCUUCAGGUGGUCCCAUGCCACCUGGUCCGAUGGGGGGCAUGAACAUGGGUAUGAAUAUGGGCAUGGGAGGCCCUAAUAUGAUGCCAGGUAUGAUGGGUGGCCCGAGGCCCAAUAUGAUGCAAGGUGGACCAAUGAUGAGAGGUCCACCUGGAAAUAUGAACAUGGGUGGAAUGGGUAUGGGGGGACCUCGUGGGCCCAUGGGAGGCAACAUGAUGGGGAUGAGGCCUGGCAUGGGUUUUGGAGGACCUGCUAACAUGCCUCCUAGCCGGCAGUUCAACUGAGACAUCUUGUUUUUAAGUAGGUUUUUUUUUAAUAAGUAAGUUUGGAGAUGAGAAGCACUCGGCAAGUUGACAAGAUACACUGCUCUGUAGGAAAUGUCCAGGUUUUUUGUUUCUGUUGGAAGGCUCAUGUUUCUGUAGCUACCACUAUAGAUGCUAUUAACUAUAUUGUUGAGAUGUUCUAGACUAUUGUGUGAAGUUGGUCAUGUUUAUGCUUAUAUUAAAUUGUACCUGAAUGACAAGUAAGUGAACAUAGUUUUGUUAGCAUGGAAAUCUCUAGCAGAUGCAUUUUUUUUUCCAUGUUAUUGAUAGACUAUUAUGUUUUUUUCUGGUAGGUUUGUUGUACAACUGAAACACGUUGUUUUGUACAUCCCUAUUGUAUUCAUUUCUACCUCUUAAAACUGCUUAAGUAUUACUAAAGAACCUUGAAGUUAAAAUUAAUUGUGCUCUUGGGCUAAAAAAUUAAGGCAAGUAAUUUUGUUUUAGAAAUAAUAAUAAUAUACAAAAUUUAGAUUUUGUCAAGUCCCAACUAGUGAGAAGGAAAUUUUAAAUAAUUAUAAUUAAUGAAUUAUUUAGCUUUGUAAUAGUUGUUUCAGUUAUAAUAAUAUAAAUGAUUUGGAAUUCAUUGAAGAACUCCGCACAACUACUAACAAGUCUUCAGCCCAUGUCACAUUCAUGAGGUUAGUUAUGUGUCAUAUAUUGGACAGUUUACUUGUCACGCUCUAUUGGAUUGUCACAUAUUUUGUCAAAAAUAAGGCAAGUUGUCACAGCGCGGUGCUGUUGGGUCUCUAGACCCCCAACCAACACCGUUAACCAACAGUUUAAUCUUGGUUUCUGUGUAUCUGCCAGAUAUAAUUCUCUUGUGAAAUUUUGUAUCUUGUGAAAUUUUCUGGGACAUAGAUAUGUUUAUCUUUCAUAUGAGAUCAACCAGUUCUUUGGUUAUAGUGGAACUCUCAAUAUGGUUUUCGGUGCGCUGGUUGGUGACAAGUACUUCUUCGUAAAUUUUAUAACUUUUGUCUUGUUCCAGGAACUUGUGUCAGAAAUAAGGCAAGUGUGUCACAGCAGGUAGCCUUGCUGUUGGGCAUUUAGAGCCCCCACACUAAGUGGCGACACAAACUAGUAUUCUGGUCUUAGUAUUUUCUUUUAGUGAUAGAAUUCUUAGUUGGCUUGUCAGUGUCACAGCAAUCUGCUGUUGGGCUUCAGCCCCCACAUAAUAUAUAUGUCGGUGACACAGAAUAUUCCUGAACAUAAUGCAAGUGCUCACAUAAAACAAAGAAUGACUUUUUCCUAUAUUGCAACAGAGUGACUAGUGCAUAGUGAAAUGGUUGAAGGUUGUUGGGAGAGUCUCAAACACAAUUGGUGAGUACCACUGGCGGUAGGUGGUCUCAGCAUUUUUAUUUUUUUUGCUCUGCGCCUGAUUUUACUAAUGGGUUUACUUUUAAAAAAAAACAUGCAUCUAAAUAGUAAAGAACCCUUUGAUUUGUGGUAUGUAUGUGUAAGAAGUAUACUUGGCUGAAUAACCAUCAGAAAACAAUCAUGCAGUUCAUUGUGUAACAUUUUGUGUGUGUGUGUGCGGUUGCUCUGAGUUCUGUUGUUAUGAAUAUUUUUUAUAAUGAAAUAAACUGAUUUUUUUUUAAUUGUAACAAC
Messenger RNA from Biomphalaria glabrata, 3009 nucleotides. Its product is annotated as BUB3-interacting and GLEBS motif-containing protein ZNF207-like. The transcript has 9 exons. Bases 118 to 1365 code for a protein of 415 amino acids. Gene Ontology annotation, cellular component: nucleus. NCBI's taxonomy places the organism in Eukaryota, Metazoa, Mollusca, Gastropoda, Planorbidae. The record is from RefSeq and is a predicted model, not a curated record.